CUUCUGCAUCUCUGAGAUCCAGGAUCCUGCAGCUCAAUGUGAUCUUACAAUAAAGAAUUAUACAUUUGAGUACAAAUAUUCUCAGGAAGGAGAUAUCAUUAUCGGAGGGAUCUUCACUGUACAUUCCUGGGUGAAACUGUGGAGACAGAAAGGAAGAACUUUCUACAACCUGAUGUGUAUAGGCUAUCACGAUAUAUAAAAGAAAAAAAUGAAGACUGGAUAACAUGACUAGAUAUUCAGAAUUGGGUAACAAGAGGAUAUAAAGAAUAUGUAAAAACGUCUAAAAUGGUUGUCGGAAGAUUUGAUGCAUCUUUUCUUGAAGAUAAACAGCUGGAUAUUAAUCCCCAGAUAAUAACAUGGAGACAGAACUCAAUCCCUAAAGGUCGGUGCAGUGAGUCCUGUCUGCCAGGAACCCGAAAAGUUCUCAGAGAAGGAUAUUACAUCUGUUGCUAUGACUGUAUUCCAUGUCCAGAAGGAGAAUUUACAAUACAUUCAGAUAGUGAAAAUUGCCAGAGAUGUCCUGAAGAUAAAUGGCCGAAUGAGGGAAGAAACAAUUGUGUUGUGAGGGAUUAUGAGUUUCUCUCAUAUGAAUCUGAUGUUGUUUCUUCAGUCUUCUCCAUCAUCUCCAUAUUAUUUAUUCUUAUAAUUUUAUUUAUAAUCGGAAUAUUCACUUUAUUCUGGAAAUCUCCCAUUGUCAGAGCCAACAACCGGAACCUAAGCUUCGUUCUCCUGACCUCUCUCAUGUUCAGCUUACUCUGUGUGUUUCUAUUCAUCGGUCGUCCAGUGGAUAUAACCUGCAUGCUGAGACAAAUCUUCUUUGGGAUCUUCUUCACAGUAGCCGUGUCUUCUGUCCUGGCCAAGACCAUCAUAGUCUGCAUAGCAUUCAAGGCCACCAGACCAAACAGCUCCUGGAGAAAGUGUGUGGGGGUUAAGCUUCCUUAUUCUGUAGUGUUGGUCUGUUCAUCUCUUCAGAUCCUGAAUGCAGUUAUCUGGUUGUCAUUGUCUCCUCCAUAUCAAGAGCUUAACCUGGAUUAUCCUGGGAAGAUAAUCAUUCAGUGUAAUGAAGGGUCUGUCUUGGCCUUUUACCUCAUGUUGGGUUAUAUGGGGUUUCUGGCGGCUGUGAGUUUUGUUCUAGCUUUCAUGGUGAGGACAUUACCUGAUAUCUAUAAUGAAGCCAAGUACAUCACCUUCAGCAUGCUGGUGUUCUGCAGUGUCUGGAUCGGUGCCAUCCCGGCCUAUCUGAGCAGUACAGGGAAACACAUGGUCACUGUAGAGAUAUUUGCCAUAUUGGCCUCAGGGGGAGGAAAAUUGAUCUGCAUGUUUCUACCUAAAUGUUACAAUAUCCUGAUGGAGCCUGAAGUGAACAGUAAAGAACACUUGUCCCAGAGACGUGUUAUGUGAAUAUUUCAUAGAUAUGAAUUUCUUGUGUCUGGCUAUAGAACUCUCAAACUACAUACUUGGCUACAGAACUACUAAGCUACCUAACUACCUAAAUCUACUUCUAUAUGGGCAAUGAUGUAUAUAUGAGGGAAAUACUGGUCUGUGUAAAGUGAUUUUAUUCAGUACAGUAUGGAUGUGUUAUACCAGUAUACAAGAAAGAAAUAUAUAUUCCAUUACACAAUAACUGGAUAUACGGUCAUGGAAAAUUAUCUUACCCAUGUUAACAUUUUUAUGUUCCAACAUCACUUCCAAAUGGCUGAGGAUAUUUUGAUAAAACUUGGUACAAAUGUUACUAAUAUGUCAAUAACAAACAUAUGAUAGAUAAAUUAACCCUAAUCCACACCAAUUUGCAAGGGUCAUGGUUUUUGUUUAAAGUCCCAUGCAAGUCUAUGAGAAAUGUAUGUUCCAGCAUAACUUCCAAGUGGGUGGAGAUAUUUUGAUGAAACAUAGUACACAUUACUUUUAUGUCAACUACAAAUAUAGGAUAGUCAAAUUAACCCUAACCAACCCCCUUAUGGGGUCCCAUGCAAGUAAUUUCUUAAAGGGUACUCUGCCCCUAGACAUCUUAUUCCCUAUC
This is a messenger RNA of Hyla sarda, 2017 nucleotides long. RefSeq names its product vomeronasal type-2 receptor 26-like. Gene Ontology annotation, biological process: G protein-coupled receptor signaling pathway. Gene Ontology annotation, cellular component: membrane. Gene Ontology annotation, molecular function: G protein-coupled receptor activity. The transcript is spliced from 4 exons. The coding region runs from base 286 to 1401 and encodes 371 amino acids. Lineage: Eukaryota; Metazoa; Chordata; Amphibia; Anura; Hylidae. The record is from RefSeq and is a predicted model, not a curated record.